AUGAAUCGAGUCACCGUUUCACCGUGCCUUCGACAACGCCCUGCAUAUCGGCGGGUCCCCCUCGGGCCUCUCCGUGGGCUAUCGCGAACCGCGCCAAUAUUCGCGCGCCCAAAGCGGCAUGCCCCGGCCGGAACUAAACGCGACCCAGCACGAUGCACGGCACCCUUGACCUCAUCUUCUCCAAAAUCUCACCCAGUCCUCAGCCGGGCCUUCUGGUCCUGCCGCUCGACCUGGCGGCGAGCCGGCAUCAACACCCUGCGCUGCCUAGUGGGUUGCACCGUGGGCGACUUUUCAGCCCUAUGGACGCUUCAAUCGAUUUAUCCCGAUCUCGGGAUGGGGAAUAUCAUGAUGGCAUCCAUGGCUUCCGGAAUCGCAACAUCGAUUCUACUUGAAACAGUGCUGUUGCGGCGUGGUGCCGAUCAGCUGUCAUGGCCGAUGGCGGCCCGGACGGCCAUGGGGAUGAGCACGGUUUCGAUGCUGGCAAUGGAAUUGGCGGAGAACGCGGUCGACUAUCAUCUCACCGGCGGAGUGAUCGCGCUGGAGGAUCCCCAGUUCUGGCUGGCGGCGGGAUUGUCUGUUGGAGCGGGCUUUCUAGCCCCGUUGCCUUAUAAUUACUUGCGGCUGAAGAAGUACGGCAAGGCCUGCCAUUGA
This is a messenger RNA of Penicillium argentinense, 651 nucleotides long. RefSeq names its product DUF4396 domain-containing protein. The coding region runs from base 1 to 651 and encodes 216 amino acids. The transcript is spliced from 2 exons. Lineage: Eukaryota; Fungi; Ascomycota; Eurotiomycetes; Eurotiales; Aspergillaceae. The record is from RefSeq and is a predicted model, not a curated record.